Messenger RNA from Saxophila tyrrhenica, 420 nucleotides. RefSeq lists its product as uncharacterized. Bases 1 to 420 code for a protein of 139 amino acids. NCBI's taxonomy places the organism in Eukaryota, Fungi, Ascomycota, Dothideomycetes, Mycosphaerellales, Extremaceae. The record is from RefSeq and is a predicted model, not a curated record. The transcript has a single exon.
AUGGGGUGCUCCCGCAUACUCUACACCUGCCUCAAGCACGCCCUUCGAGACGACAACAUCAUCGAUCUACACGCCACCCCCGCCGCCUACGAGCUAUCCACUGACAUCUUCAUCCUCAAUCCCCCCACCACUUCCGGUCUCGAGCUCAUCAUCGGUUCCACCACCGCCGCCGCCUCCGGAGACCUCAACCACUCCCUGCGAGACUACCUCCACCUCAUCAAUCCCGAUCUACACUCCCCCACCACCACCAGAGACGACGUCUUCCUCGAUCCCGCCACCCAUGCCGGAGAGCUCUUCUACGCCUUGCUUGACCAGCAGCAGUUCGAUCCCUGUCUACCCGGUUUCGUCCUCUACGCCAUGCCCCGAGAGCAGCUCAUCGGUUCCGGUGUACCCCGUUUCCUCUUCGACGCCAUGCCCUGA